Molecule: messenger RNA, 2330 nt
Organism: Lobosporangium transversale
Lineage: Eukaryota; Fungi; Mortierellomycota; Mortierellomycetes; Mortierellales; Mortierellaceae
Exons: 2
Coding region: 181-1938 (585 amino acids)
Molecular function (GO): DNA binding
Source: RefSeq, a predicted model, not a curated record
UUAUGGAAUAAGGGAACAUGGGCGUGGGCAUCAAUAUGAAAAAAGAAUAAUGACUAACUUUUUUUAAAUCAAAAGUACCGCAAGGAGCUCUUACCUGAUUUCAAGGAUCUGACAUGGCUAAAUAUCAAAGUUCUCCAGGGACCGAAUUCAGACAGGACUGUACCAAUACCUUACUCUACCAUGCGUCAUUACACCAUGCAGGUCUUUGACCGUCAGAAGGUGCAGUGCUCUCACAUCACACACUCUGGCAGGCAAAGUGGUAUCGAGGAAGCGCGGGGGAAACAAAUCAUUGGACGAUCGCUACAACUUGGUGGUCAGGGGAACCAUGAUCUCGACGAGAUAGAAGUUUGUUCUAGCCGUUGCGAUCCUCAAAAAUUUGCCUUUGGUAUGGCAGGCUUCAUAAAGAAGCCAUUCCAUCUCAGGCGGAAUGAAGUGGAGCCUUCUCUGGAGCUUCAACGACAAGUGUUCCCUUUCAUCGAGCUCGCUUUUGGAGAGCCUGGUACGCCAGGUUAUGACAAUUGGAUGAGAGUAUGUGAUGGUGAAAUGACAGAGCUCAAGGAUGUUGCCAUGCGGGAGCGUCCUGACCUUGUGGAUAUUGAAAAUGAAGACUGCGAUAAUGAGGGCAAUGAAGGAGCUAAAUGCUGUGUAUCCUGUACCAGUAUUAGCAACGAUCGGAAGAUAUCCUUCCUUAAGCUGCUCCUUCGAUUAAGGAAAGUUAUUUUGCAAGAUGUGGCAGCUUACUUCUCCAAGUUCCCAGGAUUUAAAUCCUAUGUUAUGUCACAUCCAGUAUUCGCCGCCCCAGAGUUCCUCAGAUUUAGGGGCGAGAUGGCAAGGAAUUUGGAGAGACCAGAUGCCAGUUUCUCGAAAGAAAUCUCUCCAAAUUUCCUCCAUGCGCUCACUACGGUAUCUUUUCAGCAGCAGGAGAUGCAAACAAGGAUUCUAACCAACUUGGAAAAGUUUACAAACAAUUACCAAGCCAGCUUCCAGAAACUCAUGCAGAGUAACACUGCCUUUCAGGAUACUAUGCUAGAUAUGAUGCAAAGAUAUCAACAGCAAAUGAUUGAUCUCUUUGAAAAAAAUUCAUGGGCAAAACAAGGCUAUUGUGAUUCUUGCCAGUGCCCUAAUUGUAUACACUGGCGUCACUUCUCGCAAUCCCCCCCUAUUAUCCAGCAAAACCAGAUAAGGCCAAUGGCGCCCACUUCGACGCAUGUUCCAGCACCAGCCUAUGAGCAAGGGAGACCAUGGACAUAUCAAGGCUCGUCAACCUCUCCUCCGCAACCAUACCAGUUUGCCUCAAGCUCUAGUUCCCGCCCAUCUCCUUCUACAAGCUCUCGACAGGCAUACUACCAAACCCACUCUUCAAUAAUCCAGACAGACGGGCAGUCCUUUCAUUUUGGGCCCGUUGUACAAAGUGCCUCCACCAUACCCGCGACAUGUGCUUCAAGGCCUUUGAAUCUCUCACAUAAGGCCACAGAUAUUAAAGAAGACAGCGAUAGCAACUUCAAUGUUAGUUACGACCUCAAAACUGCUACCGAUGUUUGGAAUGAACAACAGGAAUUCGAAAGGAUAAAGACAAAGGAUAGGCAGCAAAACAAAAAGUCUUUAUUCCUUCAGGCUAAUUGCUAUAAACAGCUCAACAACAGAAAGCGUGUUGCCGAAGAGGUUCACUAUCGCAUAGAUCGAGCACUAGAGGAGGCUUCAGAAAAGGGUACUGCCCUGAGCAGGGACACUGCUCUUCAAUAUGUAUUGAGUGAUCUCGACCAGAUAAUGAGCGCGAAUAGGUGGAGUGUCAAUCAGCUAGUUAAUUAUUGUAGGGACCAGGCCGGGAAGCGAAACGGCAAGGGUAAGGAUAUAGACAGGGAGAGUGGUUCGGGUGAUGGCCCAUCCACCUCUAAGGCUUUCGAGGACCAAGAGGCGAAGGAAGAGGACGAUUGCUGAAGUUAAUAGUGAUGGGGGCCGUUCAAGCAGCUGUCUAAAUUCCAGAAUUUUCUGGUACUUCAUUACUGUAUUCUAUGGCUCACAUGCAUGCCUAGUACUAUAAAUCCCACUAUUUUUGCACCUUAGCUACUAGCCCCUAAUACCCACAUUAUCAGCUUUAUCAAAAGGAGGUUAUUUCAGCUAUGAAAAACUUUCUUCCCAUCAGAAAAAAAAAAUCGAACGAGUAAAGACGAGUGCUCUACGAAGAUGCAAAAGCGCAACUAAUGCCUUUCCGUCGUCCAUGGAGAGCUACCACGCUAGCUUAAUACAACACAAUACUCAAAAUACAGUUUCCAACAUCCUUCACAAGUUUAAUAUUUACCUACACGGAGCAGAUUACUCAAACUCGCAGA